CAUUACACCCGGUGCACGUAUCCGAACUUUGUGAAUUUUGACGCGGUAUUCUUAAAUUAAGAAUGAAGCCGAAAUCAGAAUUGACAACGGAAGCAGCAUGGAACAAAGUGCAAGAAUAUUUCAACAAGAAUCAAUCGAAAAUUAAAAUACACGAUCUGUUUCAACAAGAUCCUAAGCGCUUUGCAAAAUUUAGUCUAGAAAUUUCUACUCCCAAUGAUGGCCCAAUUUUACUUGAUUACUCCAAAAACCGUCUCACUGAAGAAGCAUUUAAGCUACUGUUGGAACUAGCAUGUAAUCGAGAGAUAGAGAAAGCACGGGAUGCUAUGUUUAACGGAGAAAAGAUCAAUUUUACUGAGAACAGAGCAGUUCUCCACAUUGCUUUACGUAACAGAUCCAAUAAGCCAAUACUAGUUGAUAAUAAAGAUGUAAUGCCAGAUGUAAAUGCUGUAUUACAACAUAUGAAGGAAUUUACUGAAGAGGUUCUCUCUAAAAAAUGGAAGGGCUUCACUGGUAAACCAAUCGAAGAUGUUGUUAAUAUUGGAAUAGGUGGUUCAGAUUUGGGUCCAUUGAUGGUGACAGAAGCUCUGAAAGCAUAUCAUAUUGGGCCAAAAGUACAUUUUGUUAGUAAUAUAGAUGGAACUCAUAUUGCCGAAACUCUUAAAAAAUUAAAUCCUGAAACCACUUUGUUUAUAAUAGCAUCAAAAACAUUUACCACACAAGAAACAAUUACAAAUGCUACUUCUGCUAAAAUAUGGCUUUUAGAUGCUCUGAAAAAUGAUUCAGCAGUUGCAUGCCACUUUGUAGCAUUAUCUACCAAUAAUCAGAAAGUUAAAGAAUUUGGUAUUGAUGAGAAAAAUAUGUUUGGGUUCUGGGAUUGGGUGGGAGGCCGUUAUUCUUUAUGGUCGGCUAUUGGUUUAUCAAUUUGCUUGUCCAUUGGUUUUGAAAAUUUUGAAAAAUUAUUAAGUGGAGCACACUUUAUGGAUCAACAUUUCUGUAGUGCUCCAUUGGAAAAAAAUGCACCAGUUAUAUUAGCUUUACUUGGUAUUUGGUACCACAACUUUUAUAAAGUUGAAACACAUGCACUAUUACCAUAUGACCAGUACUUACACAGGUUUGCUGCUUAUUUCCAACAAGGAGACAUGGAGAGUAAUGGAAAGUAUGUUACUCGAACAGGAAAAGUUGUAAAUUAUAAUACUGGGCCAAUUGUAUGGGGAGAACCUGGCACCAAUGGACAGCAUGCUUUUUAUCAAUUAUUACAUCAGGGUACUCGAGUUGUACCUGCUGAUUUUAUAAUUCCAGUACAAUCGCACAAUAUGGUGCAAGGAACACUGCACCAUAAAAUAUUACUUGCCAACUUCCUUGCACAAACUGAAGCGUUAAUGAAAGGUAAAAAUGAGAGUGAAGCACGGGCUGAAUUGGAAAAAACAGGAAUGAGUGCUGAACAAGUAAAUUUGUUAUUGCCACACAAGAUGUUUGAAGGAAAUAGACCGACCAACAGUAUUCUCGUGAAGAAAGUGACACCUUUUACUCUUGGAGCUUUAAUUGCAAUGUAUGAGCACAAGAUCUUUGUACAAGGCAUUAUAUGGGAUAUUAAUUCGUUUGAUCAAUGGGGUGUUGAACUCGGAAAACAGUUGGCAAAGGUAAUAGAACCUGAGUUGGAAACUAAGGAAGCAAUUACAAGCCACGAUUCAUCAACAAAUGGAUUGAUCGGAUUUAUCAAGAGUAACCAAUAA
Dufourea novaeangliae is the source of this 1733-nucleotide messenger RNA. RefSeq names its product glucose-6-phosphate isomerase (gene Pgi). The record is from RefSeq and is a predicted model, not a curated record. The transcript is spliced from 11 exons. Lineage: Eukaryota; Metazoa; Arthropoda; Insecta; Hymenoptera; Halictidae. Gene Ontology annotation, molecular function: carbohydrate derivative binding; glucose-6-phosphate isomerase activity; monosaccharide binding. Gene Ontology annotation, biological process: gluconeogenesis; glycolytic process; glucose 6-phosphate metabolic process. Gene Ontology annotation, cellular component: cytosol. Bases 63 to 1733 code for a protein of 556 amino acids.